CCUGCCUACCAGAAUCUGAGACAGCGCGUUGACAACUUUGUUUCCAACCAUUUGGCUACUCAUACAUGGAGUCCUCAUCUCAACAAGAACCAGCUGAGAAAUAACAUUAGGCAGCAGGUUCUGAAGUCUGGAAUGCUGGAAUCUGGAAUUGACAGAAUUAUUUCUCAGGUUGUGGACCCAAAGAUCAACCACACGUUCAGACCUCAGGUGGAAAAAGCUGUCCAUGAAUUUUUAGCCACAUUGAAUCACAAAGAGGAGGCAGGCCCUGGUACAGCUCCGAGUGAGGAGAAAGCAGAUGCUUCUGUUACAGUACAAGGUGCCUCUGCUACAGCUCCUAGUGGUAAUGUAGCUAAUGAUGCAAUGUCCAUUUUGGAAACAAUAACUUCUCUUAACCAAGAAGCAAGUGCUGCCAGGGCUUCAACAGAGACAUCAACUCCCAAGAAUAAUGACAAAGCUGCAAAAAGACUCUCCUCUCAGCAGAGUGUGGAUGGUAGCACUGAUAAAGAGAGAAACACAGAGGACCUGCCAGACAGAGAGAAAGCAGUUUGUGACCUUUCUGGAGAAGGGGCUGAAACAUUUGCAAAAUCUGAAGAUUCUAAUGAGCUUCCCUGCCAAAGUGAAGAAACAAAAAAUUCAGCAAAGGAUGCUAAUAGUUUGACUUGUACAAAUAGAGAUACAAGUAAAGAUAUUCAACAGGAAAAUGAAGAUCAAAGGAGUAAAUUAUUAGAUAAAUGUGACAAGAAACCAGACAGCAGUGAAAAAGGUGAAAGAAGAAAAGAAAAGAAGGAAAAACUUGACAAGAAGUCUGACCAUUCAAAGAAAAGCGAUGAUAGUGCAAAGUCAAAAGAAGAAAAGCAGCCAAGAGAGUCAGAACCAGGGAAACAGUUAGUUCCAGAAAAAAAUAGCAAUAAACAUAAAACAACGGAAAGCACUAAAGAAAUUAAAGACGAAAAUGCAUCAGUGGAUUCAGAUAUGGAUGUACUUAGUGACAUCACUGUCAGCUCUGUCCAUACCAGUGACCUUUCUUCCUUUGAAGAGGAGAGUGAAGAAGAGGCUGUAAUUUCUGAGAGUACUGAAGAGGGAGAGAUCACAUCAGAUGAUGAAGAGAAGAAAAAGAGUCAAAGUAAGACAAAGCCCCAUGCCAGCGAGGUGAGUGAUGGGAAAGCCAAGCCCACUCGCCACGCGUAUGUUCGCAAGCCUUUCCUCUACUCCAAAUACUUCAGUGACUCCGAUGAUGAACGAACUGUAGAACAGCGUCGUCAGUCCAUU
Molecule: messenger RNA, 1269 nt
Organism: Acanthisitta chloris (rifleman)
Lineage: Eukaryota; Metazoa; Chordata; Aves; Passeriformes; Acanthisittidae
Product: biorientation of chromosomes in cell division protein 1-like 1
Exons: 5
Source: RefSeq, a predicted model, not a curated record